Messenger RNA from Hordeum vulgare subsp. vulgare (domesticated barley), 876 nucleotides. Its product is annotated as putative glycine-rich cell wall structural protein 1. Lineage: Eukaryota; Viridiplantae; Streptophyta; Magnoliopsida; Poales; Poaceae. Bases 1 to 876 code for a protein of 291 amino acids. The record is from RefSeq and is a predicted model, not a curated record. The transcript has a single exon.
AUGGCUUCUAGCACUAAGCUUGUAGCUCUUGGCUUUGGUGUCCUCAUGAGCAUUGGGUUUGCGAAUGCUUCGAGAAUGUUGGCUAGCUCCUCCAGUGUCGGAGGUGGAGGCGGGGGAGGCGGAGGAGGUGGCAGCUCAUCAGAUGGGCCUAGUAGUGGAUGGGGUGAAGGGGUCGGACGAGGUGGUGGGUUGGGGUAUGGUGGUGACACUGGUGGAGAUGCCAAUAAGUAUAAUUUUGCCAAGGGAGCUGGUGGUGGAGGAGGAAAUGGUGCUGGUGGUGGUUCUCAAGGCGGAGCCGUAUCAGGUUCUGGUGGUGGAAAUGGUGCUUGUACGAGUGGAUCGGCACCAACCCCUUGUGGCAAUGGGUAUGCCAAUGCUGAUGGUGAGGGUGGUGGUGGUGGUGGAGGUGGUGGUGUAGAUGGGCCAAGCAGAUCUGGAGCUGGAGAUGGUGCUGGCGAAGGAUAUGGUGAAAGUGGCAUAGCAACCGCACCAAUACCUUUUGUUGGUGGUGCUAGCUACUCUCAUGUCAAAGGUAGUGGUACUGGCGGUGGUGGUGGUGACGGUGGAAAUGGAGGUGGUAAUGGUGUCGGAGGUGGACAUGCCGCCAGCGAUGACACCUUCGGAGGAAAUGCCAACGGAGGGGGUAGACGCAAUGGUGGUGGCCAAAGUGGAGGUGUAGCUCAAGGUCCAAGCAUAGGAGUUGGUUCUGGUUCUGGAUUUGGGAGUGUACAAACUAGUAGCACUGGCUCCUUUGGUCAGGGCUAUGCCACUGGAUUUGGUGGUGGAAAGGGUGGUGGCAUGGGUGGUAGCAACAACGGUAGUUUCGACAACGGUGGAGGCAGCGGAUCCGGAUCCGGCGGCGGCGGAUACCACUAA